Danio aesculapii is the source of this 1086-nucleotide messenger RNA. Its product is annotated as thiosulfate:glutathione sulfurtransferase. Gene Ontology annotation, cellular component: mitochondrion. Gene Ontology annotation, molecular function: thiosulfate-cyanide sulfurtransferase activity. The transcript is spliced from 4 exons. Lineage: Eukaryota; Metazoa; Chordata; Actinopteri; Cypriniformes; Danionidae. The coding region runs from base 102 to 575 and encodes 157 amino acids. The record is from RefSeq and is a predicted model, not a curated record.
UCUGUAGUCUUUGCCUGUAAGCGCUGCAGGCUCCAGACAGAGACAAGUCAACCCGCUUUCUCCUCUGCACCGUCACCGUGACUGCACUGCACCCUCUAGAGAUGGUAUCGUUUCAGGUUUUACGUCGUCUGGGCGUGUUUGCUCUCACUAAACCGGUUUGCCAUGGUAGAAUUUUGUCAGCAUGUGGACUCAAGACAUCCAACAUCAAUCACAGUCACGGACAACCUGGUGCAGUGUCUGUUGUGACCUACGAACAGCUCAAAGCCAUGCUGGCCAAUCACAGCGUGCAGCUAUUUGACGUCAGGAACCCAGAUGAAGUUCAGGCUGGUCGCAUCCCAGAUUCUGUCAACAUUCCAUUAGGAGAGCUGGAGGUGUCUCUGAAGCUGCCAGCACAAAAGUUUGAAGAGCAGUUUAAAGUGAAAGCCCCCCAAAAAACAGACGAUAACAUAGUUUUUCAUUGUCGAAGUGGGAAGAGGAGUUUGACUGCUCUCGAAACUGCUCAUCGUCUGGGAUUCUCUAAGGCACGGCAUUAUGCAGGAGGAUACAUUGAUUGGGAAGAGCGUGAGAAGAAUUGAGCAACAUUAAUUCAAUUUGCUGUAAAAUUCAUAGUAUUUCAGAGCAAUAAUCUGGAAAUAGAAGAUAGAAUUAAAUAUUCACACUUGAUUAAAACAGUGAAGUUCCAUUUGUUAAAAUUAACCUUAAAGUGACAAUGAAAGAAUUCUUAUUUAUUAAUAUUUGUUAAUGCUAAUUUAAAAGUUGCAUCUGCUAGUAUUGUUUAAUUGACCCGAGGGAACAUGAACCAUGAAUAAUUACUAUUUUUAUGAAAAAACUUUCAAAUAUUGUUAGAUAAAGUUAGUUUAAUAUAGGGAACUCAUUGUAAAGUGUGACCAUUUUUCAUAUUUUGCAAAGAUGUGAACACCGUGCUAUUUUUAUACAACUUUUAAUGACUCAUCAAUUAUUAGAAUAUGGAUCAUAAUGGAUGGAUGAAGUCUUGUUCAGAUAAGUACUUGAAAUAAUGAAAUGUGAACAGUAAUACGUUUCAAAUGUGUUUACAAAUGUGAAAAAAAUAAAGGGCUCUGGACAUUG